AUGGGUAAAGCUGCUAAGAGGAGUUAUACAGGUACACCAAGCACCAAUAAGCAGGUUGAUGCUGCUAAACACUUGGGGUCCGUUUUCAAGUUCAAUACUGAUCUUGGUCAACACAUCUUGAAAAACCCACUCGUUGCACAAGGUAUUGUGGAUAAGGCACAAUUAAGACCUUCAGAUACAGUUUUAGAAGUGGGUCCAGGUACUGGUAAUUUAACCGUCCGUAUCCUUGAGCAAGUCAGAAAAGCCUACGCCGUGGAAAUGGAUCCCAGAAUGGCAGCAGAAUUGACAAAAAGAGUUAGAGGUACUGAUGGUGAGAGGAAGCUAGAAAUCUUACUUGGUGAUUUCAUCAAAACCGAUUUGCCAUAUUUCGAUGUAUGCAUCAGCAACACACCCUAUCAAAUUUCAUCACCAUUGGUCUUUAAAUUGAUUAAUCAACCACGUCCACCAAGAGUUGCAGUCCUCAUGUUUCAAAGAGAAUUUGCUAUGAGAUUGGUUGCUAGACCAGGUGAUGCACUUUACUGUCGACUAUCAGCUAAUGUUCAAAUGUGGGCAAACGUUGUACAUAUUAUGAAAGUCAGUAAGAACAAUUUUAGACCACCACCACAGGUGGAAUCCAGUGUGGUCAGAUUAGAAAUUAAAAAUCCAAGACCACCAAUUGAAUUUAAUGAAUGGGAUGGGCUCCUAAGAAUUGUCUUUGUACGUAAAAACAAAACAAUCGCAGCUGGGUUCAAAUCCUCAAGUGUCAUCGACAUUCUCGAAAAGAAUUACAAGACUUUUUUGGCAAUGAACGAUGAAAUGGUUGAUGAUACUAAGGGCUCAAUGACGCAGACGGUAAAAUCUAAGAUUGAGACCGUAUUACAAGAAACAGGGCUUGGUGAGAAAAGAGCCGGUAAAUGCGACCAAACGGAUUUUCUCAAACUGUUGUACGCGUUCCAUCAAGUCGGAAUCCAUUUUUCAUGA
This is a messenger RNA of Zygosaccharomyces rouxii, 960 nucleotides long. It is a transcript of the gene DIM1, whose product is annotated as putative dimethyladenosine transferase. Gene Ontology annotation, molecular function: rRNA (adenine-N6,N6-)-dimethyltransferase activity. Gene Ontology annotation, biological process: rRNA methylation. The transcript has a single exon. Bases 1 to 960 code for a protein of 319 amino acids. The record is from RefSeq and is a predicted model, not a curated record. Lineage: Eukaryota; Fungi; Ascomycota; Saccharomycetes; Saccharomycetales; Saccharomycetaceae. Gene Ontology annotation, cellular component: mitochondrial matrix.